Molecule: messenger RNA, 1601 nt
Organism: Epinephelus lanceolatus (giant grouper)
Lineage: Eukaryota; Metazoa; Chordata; Actinopteri; Perciformes; Serranidae
Source: RefSeq, a predicted model, not a curated record
AUGUAAGCGUUAAGCAGAUGAGUUACAGACGUGAUUCAGAGAGCCAGUACGAGCUGAUAUCAGACGAUAGAUCAGUCCUCAGAGCUCGCAGCGUUCUCUCCUUCUCUUGUUCCAUCCUCAGUUUCAUCAGCACAUGUAGCUUCCUGUUGUGUUGGUCCCCUGGCUGCACACGGACACUCACUGUACGUCUCUGUCCCUCUCAGUACGCUCUCUACAAGAAGAUGACCCAGGCUGCCAUCUUGAUCCAGUCCAAGUUCAGGUCGUACUACGAGCAGAAGCGCUUCCAGCAGAGCCGGCGGGCGGCGGUCCUCAUCCAGCAGUACUACCGCAGCUACAAGGAAUAUGAGCGGCUCAAACAGGCUCCGAGAGGCGCCGCCAGCCACAACCCCAAAAUCAAGGGGUCGUUCUUGACGAAGAAACAGGACCAGGCAGCUAGGAAGAUCAUGAGGUUCCUGCGACGCUGCAGACACAGGAUUAAAGAGCUGAAGCAGACGAGGGAGCUGGAGAGGAGAGGACUGACCACUUAAAGCUUUUCUUAAUCUCAUCCCUUCUUUCAUCUCCCUGGGGACACAGAGGACAUGAGGAGAGACAGAGGACACGAGGAGAGACAGAGGACACGAGGAGAGACAGAGGACACGAGGAGAGACAGAGGACAAGAGGAGAGACAGAGGACAAGAGGAGAGACAGAGGAGAGCUUUACUCUGAUGUACAAAGGGACAGAAACAAAACAAGGAAGUGAAGUGACUGAUAGAUGGACGGACGGAUGGAGAGAUGCCUUACCCCACGCCAACUCUUCUUAUUCAUCUUCUUCCUUCUUUUAAUCUAUCUGUCUGUCUGUCUGUCUGUGUGUCUUCUCUCCUGGCUGAAUGUAGCUGUCUGUCUGCAGCUUUAAGAGCUCCAUCCAAAAACGUCACGCCGUCCUGCUCAGCCUGACAGGCACAAGGUGGGGUUCUUUGCCCUGAGCAGAGCCUCACAGGCAGCAGAACAAGAAGAAGAGGGAGGGCGGGUCCUGAGGCCUUUCUCAGUACACUCAUGUUCUCACGUUCAACCUUGACUUUACUGCGACACGUCCCCUCACAGAGUUUUUGGGGGGUGAAGUAAAAAGCUUUAUUGUGCGUUCACUGCGCUGAUGGUGACGUGCAGUCAACAAUCAAACUAAAUUAAUCUUCACCACGCUGCCUCUGUUCAAUUCAUAUUUAUAUAUCUGUAGAUUUAUAUUAAAAUGUGGUGACACCUGUUCAUUGUAUAAAAAAACCUUCGUCGUUACAUCGUCAUCAAGGGGGAGUCAACAGUGACGAGGUCUGCAGCGGGUGUUUUGAUAAAGUAAACAUUACCCUGACAACUUCACUACCUUGGCGAGACGAGGGGAGACUGCUGUAGACGGCGAACGCUGGCAGGCGUUUGGGGUCACUUUUGCAUUUUAUUGUGAGAUGUUUUUUUAAAAUGAAGGGAAAAUAUCUGCGUAGGUGUGGGCGGGGACUAAGGGCUCAUUUAUGCUCAACUUAAGGCCCUGACACACCAAGCCGACAGUCGGCCGUCGACCAAAGUCGGGCCAUCGGUGAGAGUUUGUUGCCCUAGUUUUUGCAGUGUGUCCCGCUGCC